AUGAGAGUAUCAAAUUUGACUUCUUUACUAAAAAAUGGAAAAGUAAACAAAAGAAGAAAACAAAAUUCCAUGUGUUUUUUAUUUUGGGGGGUAAAGAGAUAUGAAAGCACAAGGGUAGUAUCAAAAAAUGAAACUAAGGAUAAUAUAAAAAAUAAAGAAUGUAGUGAAAAUAAAAAUAACUAUGAAAGUAGUGAAAUAUGUUCUUCUUUUGAAGAAAAGAAAAAUACAAACAUAAAUAUAAAUAAAAAUGAUAGUUAUAUAAAAAUGAAUGAAGAAUUAAAUGAAAAUAUAAAGCAUAGUAAUCUUAGUAGAAAGACAUAUGACAUAUUAAAAUAUUAUGAUGAUAAUAAAAAUAUAAUAAAAACAACUAGAUAUAUAUUAAAAGAACACAUUAAUUAUAAUAUAUAUAUUAAAGAAUUAAAUACGUUUUAUAAUUAUUUCUAUAAUGCUUAUCCUUUUUUUAUAACAAAAUAUAUAAAUUAUUUUAAAGAACAUAUAUUAAUGAAUUAUAAUGAUAAUAUCAAAACAAAUUCUUUUUUUAGUAAUUAUAAAAAUAAUGAAGAUAUAAAAAAAUUUUUAUCAUUAUUUCAUUAUUUUAAUGAUAAAAAUAAUCUUUUUAUAAAUAAUCAUCAUGUACAAAAAAUUAUUUUAAAAAGUCUCGAUUGCCCAAAUAAUGUUACACAAUUUUUAAGAGGUUUAAAAGAUAAUAUAUAUUUUAUUAACAAUAAGAAUAAAAAGGAUUUAUUAGAAAUAAAGAAAAUGUUUUGUGAGAAAAUAAUCGAAUGUAUUGAUAAUAUUAAUGAUAUAAAUAAAAAAAUAGAAAUUUUAUUAUAUCUUUCUAAUAUAUGUGAUAAGGAUAAAACAUAUGAUUCUAUAUAUUAUAUACACAUUAAUAAAAAAAUAGAACAAAUUUAUAAUGAGUUAAAUAAGAAAAAUAAAAAAACUGUAGAAGAUCAAUAUAUGAUGUUCUUACUAUAUAAAGAAUAUCUUUCAUCAAAAAAUGAGAAGUAUGCUAAAAUGGAUAUAAAAAAUUUUCUUUCUCAAGAAUUAUCAUUUUAUAAUUUUUUAAAAAAUGAAAAUAUUAAUAUAUGUUUAUUAAGUUUAAUAUAUCGUGAUUUAUCCUUUUUAAAUAAUUAUGAAAUUAAAUAUGUCUUGAUGAAUUUGGUUUACUCAAAAAUUAGUUGUUCCGAUUUUUUUCUUUAUUCUUCUAAAGAGGAUUUAUUAAAUAAUAAAAAUAUUAAAAACCAUGUCCUAUUCAAGGAACAUAAUAAUAACAUGAAUAUAAAUGAAAGUAAUAUAUUAAAAGUGGAAAAUUAUAAAUUAAAUGAUCAUCAUGAUAAUAAUAAUAUGAAUACUCAAAUUAAUCACAAUAAUAAUAUGUUAAAUAGUGGAAUUCGUAAUUUCUUUGCUAACUCUUUAUUGAGAAAUAAUUUUUUUGCUUCUCUUAGAAAUGAAGACAUGACACAUUCAUCAAAUAUAUUGAAUUAUAAUUCUCAUAAUGUAAAUAAUACUAAUAUAUAUAAUUACGUUUUUUAUAAUUUACUUACAUCUAUUAUACAAUUAAAUGAAUCACAGAAAAGAUCGUUUGAUGUUAUUUUUCUAAAUAAAAUGAAAUUGUUUUUAUUACAUAACCAAAAACAUAAUCAUAAUCUUCUAAUUCCAUAUAUUUUAAAGAUUAAAGAAAAUGUAGAUUAUAUGAAUAACUUUUUAUUUAUGAAUAACAUAUUUUUAAUAAAAUAUGUGUUAAAAUAUAAACAUAUAUUUUCAAAUAAUUUAUAUUUAUAUAUACUUAAUGUUUUUUCUAAUACUAUUCAUAUGAUUAAGAAGGACCAUCAUUUUACAGAUAUAAAUAAAAGAAAUAUCAACUUAUUAAAUGAUUGUAAAAAAAUUAUUAAUUAUUUUAUAAAUGAAAUAUAUUAUUCUAUAAAUCUAUAUACACUAAAAGAAUUUAUACAGUUUGUUAAUUUGUUGAAUAAAUUCCCUUCAAAUUUUACUUUCGAAAUUAAAAAUAAUUUAUAUCAUCAAAAUGAGAAUAAAAUAGAAAAUAUAAAUAAGUGUAAUAUAUAUGAUAAUAAUAUAAUGGAUAUAACAAAUAUUUUACAUUUUAAUAACGAAAAUAUAAGUAGCAAACUAGAUAAUAAUAUUAAAUAUGAUAAUAAUGAUAAUAAUAAUAAUAUAAUAAAUAAAAAUCCAAAUAUACCAUCAAACAUAAAGGAUAAUAAUAAAAAUAUAAUUAAGUCUAACAUUAGUGAUAAACAAAAUAAUGUUCUAUACUCUUCCAUUUUAAACAAAAAUAAUUUCAAAACAAAAAAAAAUACACACACUAUUAUUAAUAAAGAUGAUUUUAUUAUACUAAUAUCUCUAUCAAUAUUUAACGAAAUUAAUGAAGAUUUUAUUUUAAAAAUUAAAGAAAAAGAGAAAGAUAUAAUUAAAAAUAAUAAUAUACAAUAUCAAUAUCAAAUAUAUGAAUAUAUAAUUGAGCAUCAUUAUAUUCCUUUUAUUAAUAAUACAUCAAAUUAUGUUCAUUUAUUAAAUCAGAAAUAUGAUGAAAAUACAAGAGAGCAAAUUAUGAACUAUUUUAUCAUGUUUACAUAUAUUAACCAAUUAGAUAUAUCAGAAAUAUGUUCACUAGUAAAUGUAAUGUAUAAAAUAAAUAAAUUUCAAUCCUUCAUAGACUUUUAUAUAUCUAAACAUAUACAAAAAUUGUUGAAUGAAAAAUUGGAACAUGUAAUGUAUUCUAAAGGAAGUGGGAAGAAAAAAGAGAUGGGUAAUUAUGAAUUUGAUGAAAAUUAUUUGGACGACUAUAUAAGUAAAAUGAACAUUGAGAAAAGUAUAAACAAUGUGGAUAAUAUAAAUAAAGUGGAUAAUAUAAAUAAAGUGGAUAGCACAAACAUUGUUAACAACCCAAACAGUGUGAAUGAGAAUGAUUCUGUUUUGUCCUCCCAUUUUGAGCAAAUCAAUUUAAAUACACAUUUUAUAUACACUUCCAACUUUGAAAAAUAUUAUUACGAUUAUGAUAUGAACACAAGCAUUAUUAACUUGUUCAUAUUAUUAAAUGAAAAAAGCCAAACAAGAAAUAUGCUUGCAACAUUUUUACCUUAUAUAGAUUAUACAAAAAUUAAUAUUUUUAAAAUUAAUUUAAAUAAAUUCUUUUCUUCAUCUUAUAUAAAUAAUGAAACAAAUAAUGAAAAGGAAAACAUUAUAAAGGUAAAAGAAGAAAAUGAACGAUAUAAAGACAAAUUAAACAAAAUUAAUAAUUUCAACACCACCCCUUUUGAUAAUAAUACAGAUACUACAUGCAAUAAUAAUAAUAAUAAUAAUAAUAAUAAUAAUAAUAAUAAUAGUCAUAGUAAUUAUUACAGUGAUAAAAGUGCAAGUUAUACUAAUAUAUUGAAUGGGUUAUUUGGUGAUUCUUUUAAUAUAAACAAAAAUGAACAUAACCAAAAUAUUAAUAAUAAUUAUGAAGAAUAUACACUUAACCACCCUGUCAUAUAUAAUAUUAUACAAAGUAGACUAAGGUAUAAUAUUAAUUUGAAAAAUUAUUUAGAAAAUAAUGAAAAGGACAUCACGAAUGAAGAAACAAAACAAUUUUUAAAGAAAGAAAUAUUAUCAUUGCAAAAUAUAACAAGUUUGAUAAGUUAUAUAAAUAAUAUAAAAGAAAAUAAUACCAAUUAUGAUAAUAAUAAUAAUAUUAUGAAUAGUAUAAACAAUUUUAAUAAUAUAAAUUGUAUUAAUAAUAAUGAUAACAAUAAUUAUUCUUCUGUACAUAUGGAUCUUUUAAAUUUGGCCUUAAAAAAUCUGAUUUUUUGUAAAAAUGAUAUUGUAGAUAUUAAAAGCUAUAGAUUGAUAUCUAAUGUGUUAUUAAAUAUAAAUAAUAUUUAUCAAAAAAUAUAUAUAUCAUCAAAAUAUUCAUAUUUAAAUAUACUUAUAAUGAAUUAUAUUAAGCGUAUGGAAACGUUUUUACCAUUUUUUAACUUACAGGAUUAUUUACAAAUAUUACAAAUAUAUAUAAAAUAUAAUUUAUCAAACAUUUAUAUGAAGUAUUUAUAUAUUUUAAAUAAUGAAUUAAAUAAAAUAAAUAUAAAAAAUAUUAAUUAUCCUUUUGUAUAUGUUAUCUUAUAUUUCUACUUCAAAUUAAAUUAUGUAAAUGAAACAUUUGUAUUUAAAUUAUUAAAUCAUUAUAUAUCUUCAUUAAAACAACAACAAUAUUAUAUGGAUUCAUCUAUUAUACAAAAUCUAAUUAAAACUAAUGAUGUCUUAAUUAAUUUGUGUGUAAAAAACAAGGAAGUACUUUAUUUUAAUUAUAUGAUUUUACAAAAAUAUGGUAAUUUUAAGGAUAAUUUAGAAUUAGAGGAAAAUAUAGAAAUCGACCAAAAGAAUAAUGAAGUACUUGAACAAAAUAAUAUGGAACAUAUAAAUGAACACAUUACAUCAGCAAUUAAAAUAAAUGACAAUAGCGUAAGUACAAAUCAUAUGUCAUCAUCUUUUCAUCCUAAGGAAGAGAAAGAACAAAAUAUAAAUAUGAACCACUUAGAAAACAAUACAAAUAAUAAUUAUAAUAAUAAUAAUAAAAAUAAUAAUAAUAAUUAUCAAAAUACUCAUUAUAUGGAACAAAAUAAUGAAAAUACAAUAAACUAUAAUUUUGACACAACACAAUAUAAUAACUUGGAAGGAAAUCAAAAAGAAUCUACUUCCCAAGAAGAAAUAGAUAAUUCAUCCUAUAAUACAAAUGACAUUAAUUAUAAUUCCAAUCAAAUUAAUCAAAUCAAUAAUACAAAUAAUAGUGUUCAGAAAAACAUUGUUACAUCCAAAUUCGAAUUAUCAUUAAACCAGAAAUUAAAUAUUAUGUACUUUCUUUGCAAAUUUCAUUUUUAUAAUGAAACAAUAAAAAUGUUUUACUUGCAAGUAAUAAAUGAAUGUAUGAAUAAUAAAAAUGCUAAUCUCAAUGAUGAAGAUUAUUGUAAAUUAUAUGAAAUAUAUGUACAAGUCAUACUCAAUUUUUAUUUCCUUUCCUUCAAUAAAAAUAAUAAAUAUAUUAAUUAUAUUUUAAGCAAUCUUCCUUGUUAUUAUUGGUACAAAAGGGAAGAAGAUAAAUUAAAUUUUUUUUUAUCAUCAAAAGAAUAUAAUAAUAUACACCAUAUACUCAAAUUGGUAAAUUUACCUUUUCUCGUACCUACAUUGACCGAAAUUUACUUUAUUCAUUUGUUUAAUGAUUCAAAAAAUGAUAAUUACAAUAAUCAUAUACCAAAUAAUUGUUUGCAUUAUUAUCAAAAAUAUAACUUGCUUAUUGACGAUAUAAAAAAUAAGAAUAUUGCAAUUUUAUGUGUUCCAGAGGAAAACGAAUUACGGGAUGGAAAUCACGGUAAAAGGAUAUUAAUGAAUGAGAGUUAUUAUAUUUAUGAGAAUAUUAAAAAGACCUAUGCAACUUCGUUGUUAUUUCUAAGUGAAUGGAAUGGCUUAAGUACAGAAGGAAAAUGUGAUUAUAUUUUAAAGGUUAUUCAUUCAGCAAUAAAUAAUUAA
Molecule: messenger RNA, 5520 nt
Organism: Plasmodium gaboni
Lineage: Eukaryota; Apicomplexa; Aconoidasida; Haemosporida; Plasmodiidae
Exons: 3
Coding region: 1-5520 (1839 amino acids)
Molecular function (GO): translation initiation factor activity
Source: RefSeq, a predicted model, not a curated record